AAACAAAUAGGUUUGUGCGACUGAUGAUUACUUCGAUUUGAACGAAGAUGAAGGGAUAAGAUAUGGCACGAAUCCAACAGCGAAAUAUCAAGGACAGUCCGUGAAAAUGUAUUGCUGGAGAAAAUUGCUUUUAUCUUCUCUCGUCCCUGAGAAAGAAACGGAGAGAGGGAACGGGUUAACGUGGAUGACUCAACAUCCGAGAUCUGGGGGUCCCGAUUUUCAGUGAACAACAUGGAACUGAACCGGUUGCACCUCUUUGCUCUCCUCCUUUCUGCAAUUUGUGUAAUCAGUGUGAAAUCUUUUGAACUGUCAGAAUCAGCCCUCAAAACAACUGAAUCUGAUAUUUCGAAGGAAACUGUGUCUGAGGAGACAAAGGAGAAUUCAAACGAGAAUGCCAUCGAGGAGCAGAACGAGUAUGAAAAAAAGGGCCUGAAGCCAGUCGUCGAACCGCCUUUUAUUAAAACUUUCAUCUCAUCGCUCUGCGGCUUUGGAGCCUGCAAUCCAAAGCCGAAAAUGGACUCGACGACAAACUACCCUCAGAGUGAAAUCACCACCGGCUCGAUGGAAUCGUCUGAGUCAAAGGAGACGAGUGAACCGCCCAAACAAGAAGGGACAGAAAAGUACACAGUGUACACGCCAGACGAAACGAUUCUUGGCGAGACGACUUCGGAAUCGCCCCCAUCAGAAUUCACUACUGAAUAAUUUCCACCGAUAGCUAUCUCCUCCUAAGACUGAAUUUUACUAUUUUAACGUUACCUUUUUUAAUUAGUACAAUUAAAUAAUAAACUUGUCCAAAUGUAAAUCAAUACUUUUAAAUCAAAUGGUUUAAAAAUAUAUUAUUUUCAGUAUGAUUCAGAAUGACAUGUGCCAUGUUUUAUGGUUAAUGAUUACAAAGUACAACAGUUAGAAAAUACAUAUAAACACAUAUGUUUAUUGAAUUAUUGCUUAAACAAUGAGCUGUGAGUACUGUCCUACUGACAGAUAUUAAAUUGAAAAAGUAUACAUUGACCAAAAAAUGUAUUUGUUUGAUUUUUGAUUUAAUAUCAUUUUAAUAUCUCGACAUGUGUAGUGUUUAGUUUUACUUGUAAGGCUAGGUUAGAAUAAAAAUUAACAACAUAUAUUGUAAAUUGUUAUGGACACUUCCCUUAUGGAUAAUGCAUCUAUUGGCAAAUUAAAUUAAAUUAUUAUUAAGUUAGAAAUGAGAUCAAUAUGAUUGUCUGUUGGAUACCUCAAACAAUUACAAAUUUGAUACAACUUAGAUUUCACCUAAUAGAUAAGAUAAAUGUGCAAAAUUGUACUAUUCCAGGUAUAAUAAAAUUGAGUUAAUUUUUUAAAAUAAAUGAAGACAUGUUUUAUGAAUAAUUA
Cimex lectularius (bed bug) is the source of this 1365-nucleotide messenger RNA. RefSeq lists its product as uncharacterized. Lineage: Eukaryota; Metazoa; Arthropoda; Insecta; Hemiptera; Cimicidae. The record is from RefSeq and is a predicted model, not a curated record. Bases 232 to 702 code for a protein of 156 amino acids. The transcript has 2 exons.